This is a messenger RNA of Camarhynchus parvulus, 4326 nucleotides long. RefSeq names its product ribosomal protein S6 kinase A2 (gene RPS6KA2). Gene Ontology annotation, biological process: protein phosphorylation; intracellular signal transduction. Gene Ontology annotation, molecular function: ATP binding; magnesium ion binding; ribosomal protein S6 kinase activity. NCBI's taxonomy places the organism in Eukaryota, Metazoa, Chordata, Aves, Passeriformes, Thraupidae. The coding region runs from base 399 to 2600 and encodes 733 amino acids. The transcript has 21 exons. The record is from RefSeq and is a predicted model, not a curated record.
CAAAGCAAUAGACACAUCCAAUAUUUGUCUGGAACCUGCUCCGCCCGGGACGCAGGAGCUGUCAUCCGCCGGCGCUGAUUCUGCGUGCAGCCUCAGCCCGGCCUCAUUGGGCGUAGCGGGACCGAAGGCAGGCGGGAGCGGCGGCGGCGGGGACGGAGUUGGGCUCGCCGCACCGAAAUGUAAACAGAGCGGAGCGGGAGGCUGCAUGCUCCGAGGGGCUGGCUCCGGGCUGCCCCGGCUCCGGCAGGGACCGCGCUGAGUCCGGCUCCAUGAACAGAACCAGGCACUUCGGAGGAUCUGCUGCCUGUGGAUAUAAAUAGGGGGCAAUCGGGAUGCGGUAGCUUUCCCCGGCGGCGCCGCAGCUGCUUCGUGCUCCGCGCCGCGGCUGGGACAGGGCGAUGGACAUGAACAUGAAGAAGUUCACGGUGCGCCGCUUCUUCUCCGUCUAUCUCCGCAAGAAGUCUCGGUCGAAGAGCUCGAGCCUGAGUAGAUUUGAGGAAGAAGGUAUUGUGAAGGAAAUAGACAUCAGUCAUCAUGUCAAGGAAGGUUUUGAAAAAGCAGAUCCUUCUCAGUUUGAACUGCUGAAAGUAUUAGGACAAGGUUCAUAUGGAAAGGUAUUUCUCGUCAGGAAGAUAAAAGGAUCUGAUGCAGGCCAGCUUUAUGCCAUGAAGGUACUUAAGAAGGCAACACUAAAAGUUCGGGAUCGGGUACGAUCUAAAAUGGAGAGAGAUAUUUUGGCAGAAGUGAACCAUCCUUUCAUAGUCAAGCUUCAUUAUGCAUUUCAAACAGAGGGAAAGUUGUACCUAAUACUAGAUUUCCUGCGGGGAGGGGACCUUUUCACCAGACUCUCCAAAGAGGUGAUGUUUACAGAAGAGGAUGUCAAGUUCUACUUAGCUGAGCUGGCCUUGGCAUUAGACCACCUCCAUGGUCUUGGAAUUAUUUACAGGGAUCUAAAACCAGAAAACAUUCUUCUUGAUGAAGAGGGUCACAUUAAGAUAACAGAUUUUGGUCUGAGCAAAGAAGCCAUUGACCACGACAAGAGAGCGUACUCGUUCUGCGGGACGAUCGAGUACAUGGCCCCCGAGGUGGUGAACCGGCGUGGGCACACGCAGAGUGCCGACUGGUGGUCCUUUGGCGUGCUCAUGUUUGAGAUGCUGACGGGAUCAUUACCCUUCCAGGGAAAAGACAGAAAGGAGACAAUGGCACUCAUUCUCAAAGCCAAGCUGGGAAUGCCACAGUUUUUGAGCAUAGAAGCCCAGAGCCUGCUGCGAGCCCUCUUCAAAAGGAACCCCUCCAACAGAUUAGGUGCUGGAUUUGAUGGAGUGGAAGAAAUUAAGCGUCACCCUUUCUUUGUUACUAUAGACUGGAAUAAACUGUACAGAAAAGAAAUCAAGCCGCCUUUCAAGCCCGCAGUGGGGCGGCCAGAAGACACCUUUCAUUUUGAUCCAGAGUUCACAUCUCGGACCCCUACAGAUUCCCCAGGUGUUCCUCCAAGUGCCAAUGCUCAUCAUCUUUUCAGAGGGUUCAGCUUUGUUGCCUCUAACUUGGUGCAGGAGCCUGCACAGCAAGAUGUGCACAAAAUCACUGUUCACCCAAUUGUGCAGCAGUUACAUGGGAACAACAUUCACUUUACUGAUGGAUAUGAGAUCAAGGAGGACAUAGGAAUUGGCUCCUAUUCAGUGUGCAAGAGAUGUGUUCAUAAAGCUACUGAAACAGAGUUUGCAGUGAAGAUAAUCGAUAAGAGCAAGAGAGACCCUUCUGAAGAAAUUGAGAUACUCUUGCGAUAUGGACAGCAUCCAAACAUCAUUACUCUUAAAGAUGUCUAUGAUGAUGGGAAGUUUGUGUACCUGGUGAUGGAGCUGAUGCGGGGCGGCGAGCUGCUGGACCGCAUCCUUCGGCAGAAGUGUUUCUCAGAGCGGGAGGCCAGCGCUGUGCUGUGCACCAUCACCAAGACUGUGGACUACCUACACUCUCAGGGGGUCGUGCACCGAGAUCUCAAGCCAAGUAAUAUCCUCUACAUGGAUGAGUCAGGAAACCCAGACUCUAUCAGGAUCUGUGACUUUGGGUUUGCCAAGCAGCUGAGAGCGGAGAACGGGCUGCUCAUGACUCCCUGCUACACAGCCAACUUUGUGGCUCCUGAGGUCCUCAAACGCCAAGGUUAUGAUGCAGCCUGUGACAUUUGGAGCUUGGGGAUCCUGCUGUACACCAUGCUGGCAGGAUUCACUCCUUUUGCAAAUGGACCAGAUGACACCCCAGAGGAGAUUCUGGCCAGGAUUGGCAGUGGCAAAUAUGCUCUUACAGGAGGAAACUGGGAUUCAGUAUCUGAUACUGCAAAGGACAUUGUGUCUAAGAUGCUUCAUGUAGACCCUCAUCAGCGCCUGACAGCAGUCCAAGUCCUGAGACAUCCAUGGAUAGUGAACAGGGAGUACCUGUCUCAAAACCAACUCAGCAGACAGGAUGUUCACCUGGUUAAGGGUGCAAUGGCAGCCACUUACUUCGCUUUAAACCGCGCACCUCAGGCACCAAGGCUGGAGCCUGUGUUGUCCUCCAACCUGGCUCAGCGGCGAGGCAUGAAAAGACUAACCUCUACCAGAUUGUAGCAGUACCCCCAAAAGGCCUCCUUGAAAUCCCUCAGUUUAUUAUUUGAGAAAUUCAUCUUUACUUGGCUAGCAGAACCUUUCUGGACAACCUGCACAUGAAAUUGCCAGAACUAGCAGAAGCCCACGUAAGGCAAAGUUCUCAUUUGUUACAUCUUUUCUUUUACAUUCCAGCCAGGGUCCCGAGUUUAACAACUUCACAAAGAUGCGCCAGUUUUGCCAGUAGCUCUGUUUCUUUACUGACAUAAAGCCAAAAAAUAUAAGCGAGCUCCAUCCUUUCCACCCUAGGAAAACUAUUUUUGAGUCUGUAAGAUGUUCCAUGGGAACAGUUUUCAUUUUGUUUCUCAAGAAAAGCACUUUUUGCUACGAAGAAUGCAGUUGGGUUAGAAUGCUGUUCCAGCAUGCAUCAUGAUGAAGUGACUUGGCACGAGUAGACAUCUACUGAUCUCCACUCACCCCAGGAAGAGUGAAGGCUGCAGAGAUACAUGAGUAAUACCUUAUUUGAAACAAGUGCUUAACAACAUGAGGUAGAGAGAGCUGGUGGUGGUGGAAAUACCUUCUGUUCUUGAGGAAUCUUUUGCACUUUGCCCCUGCCUUCUCUGGAAUGAAGCUAGCACCUCUCAAGGAGAUUGUGCCACCAGCUCUGACUUGCUCAGAAGUUUCAGAGAGCAAAAAACCUCUGAGGAGCUCGGUCUUCUGAGGAAAAUAAUGGGCCUUACGAGACUGCGGGGAGGCAUUCAUGUAGAGCAGUGUGAGCAGGAGCCUGUGGAUCAGGCAGGAGAAAGGUGUCUGGUCUUGGCCAGCAAGCAGGUCUGGGAGGAUCAGAUGAAGGGGCUGGGGAACCGAACAAAGGCAGGGAAAGAUGUGAGUAGCUUUGAGGACAGUAAGCAAAAUAAUGCAAAGGCAACUAGUGUACACGUGGCUGGGGGCACACUGUGACUCCCUCUCAAAGCAGCGGCAGUCCCCCUUCAGUGACUGGUGCAGAAGACAGUGGGUGGCUGGGCUGCCCAGGGGCCAAGUGGGUUGAUGCAGCCAUCCAUCCUCCCAGUCACUACCCAGUCUGCUCAUUGGGAGCCAUUCUGGCAGCCCAGAGUGCCACACUGGAGCAAGAGAGGCCAUUUCCAGUCACUGUUCCCUGCCCUCCCCUGGCUGAUCACCCAAAUCUGCCUCCAUCACCCAUGUCCCUGCCUGGGUGUUCUGCUCUAGCAGAGCUAAACUCCCCAUGCCAUGUGUGUGCAGAGAGUACCCACUUCUGAAGAGUUCAGCCCAACUCUGUUACAAGCUUUAAUAAUAAUAAAUUAUGAGGAGAAAUGGGAGGAUGCUCUGCUUUUAUAUUUAUAUGAAUAUGUACAUGUGUAUUUAUAUACAUAUAAAACAAAAAUUCUGUGCCCUAAUACCUGGAUUUUCCAGGUCCAGGGAAAGGAAACUUUUGUUGAAAUGGUCUCUGCAAAAUGGACUUUUUUCUCAUUACCUGGUUUCAAAGAAAGCAAGCAAGGUUUGUGGUGCCAGAUGUGAACUAUUUUUUUAUUCCUUUUCUUACCCAUCUUGGCUUAUUGGUGGUCACAAGCUGACCAAGAUUCUUCUUUGUACUGCUUUUGUUAAUUUUUAUUUUCUGAGUGAAUUUUGUCACCUCAGAUGCUUCGUGGGAAAAGCUACUGUGCUGUGUUGGCUUUUUUCUGUUGUGACAGGGGACAAAAGACAAAGAAAAAUGUGAACAUGGAGCUUCAUA